This is a messenger RNA of Oryza brachyantha (malo sina), 1560 nucleotides long. Its product is annotated as seipin-2-like. The transcript is spliced from 2 exons. The record is from RefSeq and is a predicted model, not a curated record. Lineage: Eukaryota; Viridiplantae; Streptophyta; Magnoliopsida; Poales; Poaceae. Gene Ontology annotation, cellular component: endoplasmic reticulum membrane. The coding region runs from base 132 to 1472 and encodes 446 amino acids. Gene Ontology annotation, biological process: lipid storage; lipid droplet organization.
CGUAACUGCAAAAUACCCGCCCAUCUUCUCCUCGCCCACCGUUCACAAUUCCUCUUGCUUCCACGGAAUUCGCUCCCUCCUCCUCCCCAUGCUCCGCCACCGCCUCCGACCAUCCCUCCGAUUCCCCGGCCAUGGAAGCUGACGAAUCGGCCGCCGCCUCCACCUCCCUCAGCUCCGACGACGCCUUCUUCGACGCCCUCGAUUCCCUCCCAUCUCCGCCGCCUCCCCACACCGCUUCCUCCUCCACCCUCCGCCGCCGCCUCCCGCGCCGCGGCAGGAGUCUAAAGCAGCGCGAAGGCAGCACCGCCCCGUCCCCUACGCUCUCUGAUUCCUCCACCAUCACCUUCGUCGACGAGGCCCUCAAGCACGAACUCUCCGAGGAGACAAGCUCGCCCCGUCCUCCUCCGUCUCUCGAGGAGGAAGACGAGGAGGAUGUGGCGGCGGCGGCAGAGGAGGUGGAGGAACGGGACACCAAACUAGCACCGGCAGCAACACCGGAACCGACGCCGACGCCGAGCAUUCUCGAGUCCCUCGCCGUGCUCGUCAUCAAAGCGGUGGUGUUCCAAGUCAGCGCGCUCAUCAGCUGCCUCACAUUCCCGAUUCGGCUGCUGCAAUGGUGGUUCCUCUUCGUGACCGACCCUCUCGGAUUGGCGCGGCGAGCGAGGGCGUGGGCGCUCGAGGUAGCUGGACAGGCCACGGGCGCCGUGGCGGCGCGCCUCGGAGGCGGGGAAGGGGUGGGGCGCAUGGUGGCGAGGCUCGCCUGGGGGUCGCUCUGGGCUGUGUACGUCUGCGUGGUUCUCUGCUCGAUUCUGGUUAUGGCGUUCCUAGCAGGGGGGCUCUUGGUGGGGAAAGUCGUGGAGGAGCCCAUUCAGGUCACGGAGACCCUGAAUUUUGAUUACACCAAGCCGAGCCCGGUGGCAUUUGUGCCUGUACAGCGGUUGGUGCCACCGAAUCAGCGGAUGCAACUCGAGGUGUUCCUGACGCUGCCUGAGUCGGAUUACAACAGGAGGCUUGGAGUUUUUCAGGUAAGAGCAGAAUUUCUAUCUGCAGACGGCAAAGUGAUAUCUACCUCAAAUCAACCAUGCAUGCUAAAGUUUAAGAGUGCCCAUAUGCACUUCAUAGAAACUUUUCUGCGGAGCGUGUCUCUUUUGUCUGGCUAUUCCUCAGAAUCUCAGGUCAUAAGACUAAAAAUGAGGGGCAUUACAGAGGCAUCUGAACCAGUUAUGGGAGUAAGGAUAAUCCUUGAGCAACGUGCUGAAUUUAGUCCUGGUGCAGGUAUUCCAGAGAUCUAUGCUGCAUCACUAAAGCUUGAGGCUGAGUUACCUCUGCUCAAGAGAAUACUCUGGAAUUGGAGAUGGACCCUUUUUGUUUGGAGUAGCAUGGGGUUCUUUGUGUUUGAAUUAUUGCUGGCUCUUGUUUGCUGUAGACCCUGUAUAUUUCCCAGGAGUGGACAUAAUGCUGCAGCUUCUUAGGCUAACUCAUGUAAUGUACACUUCAGAAUAAAUGCAAAGGGGAUGUCAAUGUGGCACGGUAUACAACUAUCACGGUGAUUAUUCUUUA